This is a messenger RNA of Ascochyta rabiei, 1176 nucleotides long. Its product is annotated as Unsaturated rhamnogalacturonyl hydrolase. The coding region runs from base 1 to 1176 and encodes 391 amino acids. The record is from RefSeq and is a predicted model, not a curated record. Gene Ontology annotation, biological process: carbohydrate metabolic process. Lineage: Eukaryota; Fungi; Ascomycota; Dothideomycetes; Pleosporales; Didymellaceae. The transcript has a single exon.
AUGCGUUUCUCCGAUCUCAGCCUUGCAGUUCUCUCGUGCGCGAGCACGACUCUCGCUGCGAAGAACACCACAAAGCAGCCGUAUUCGACGUGGAUGGCCACCUCGUUCCUAUCAAAAAACUUCGUCAUCCGCCAGACUUAUGUUCCCGCUGUCACACUUGAGGGCAUCCAGAAGGCGGCUGCUGCCAACAGCGACGAGGAUCUGCUCGAAUACGCCCGUAGCUCUGUGUCGUCUCUUGUCUCUGAAAAUGGCACCGUAACUGGGUACAAUGACACUUACUACACUCUCGACGAUAUCCGACUGGGCAACAACGUUCUCCACUGGUGGAACGAGGGCGGCCGCAAAGAGUCCAAGUACGAGAUCGCUGCCCACAGGUACAGGGAUCAGCUGAACCGCUGGCCCCGCACACCCGAGGGCGGGUUCUGGCACCGCGCUCCCACCUACGCCAACCAGAUGUGGCUGGACGGUAUUUACAUGGCCGACACGUUCUACGCCACCUAUACCUCGUACUUCGACAACGACAACAUCACUGCGUGGAAGGACAUUGAGCUGCAGUUCGACCUCAUCGAGGAGCACACCAGGAACCACACAACCAACCUCUUAUACCACGGCUACGACGAGCUCAAGAAGGCCGUCUGGGCUGACCCAGAGACCGGCGCUUCUCCCUACGUUUGGGACCGUGCUGUAGGCUGGUACUUCGUCGCGCUCGUCGAGGUUCUCCAGGUGUACCCCAAGGAGCUGCCCGGCUACGCCAAGCUGCAGGAAUACUUCACCACCCUUGCCGAGGGCAUCAAGAACGUCCAGGAUGCCGAGGGUGGCUGGUGGCUGCUCAUGGACCCUGAGCUCGAGGGCAAGGCGGGCAACUACAUCGAAUCGAGCGCCACAGCUCUCUUCACAUACGCCUACUUCAAGGGUGUCAGGACCGGUCUGCUCGACUCCCAGUACCUUCCUGUUGCCCACAAGGCUUACGAGCUGAUGGUCGACGACUUCAUCAUCUACGAGAAGAACGGAACUCUGUCGUGGAACGGUACCGUUGAGGUUGGUAGCUUGAAGGGCGAUGCGUCGUACGAGUACUACACUACCGUCCCUCUAAGCCUGAACGACGGCAAGGGUGCGGGUCCUUUCAUGUACGCUGCCUCUGAGUUCGACCUGGCGACCAAGAACGCCACCAACUAA